Messenger RNA from Delphinapterus leucas (beluga whale), 7036 nucleotides. Lineage: Eukaryota; Metazoa; Chordata; Mammalia; Artiodactyla; Monodontidae. The record is from RefSeq and is a predicted model, not a curated record.
GGAGCUAGCCCCCAGCCCCCGCCCUCCGAAGUUCGCCUCCCUCCUCUUCCGGGGUGGGGGAAGUGCGCCUCGGGGCGGCCGGUCGCUGGGACCCUAACUCGGCGUGUGGUGCCGACCGGGCCUGGGCAGGUUGUUGGAGGCAGACUUAAUGGGGUCUUGGAACAGCCCGGAAAUCCAGGUUUUUUGUAACGCGGGGCGAGGCUGGAGGGACCGGCCCAGCAAUAUGGAGCCGGCUAGAGAGAGCGAGAGAGCGUGCAAACCCGAGCUGAAAGAUCGUGGGGAAUUGUCUGGAAUCCACAGUUCUCACACUCACUUCCCAAGGGCAGAAACUGCCCCGCAGAUCACAAGACAAAGAGAACAGGAAAGCUCAGGCCAACCGCUCCAGUGCAGAAAUGUACUUUGGUAACCAGAAUUCGAUCAUGAAAUGUGCAGCUCGCAUGUGGUGUGUGCCAUAGUCAAAUCAGAUGACAGAUGGACAGUGUGACAAGAGUGUCAGAAAGGAUCGGGCCUCGAAGGGAGAGUCAGCCCCGAGUCAAUGUGUUGACGAGUUGCUGAAAAGGAAGCCGGUGGGAAGACUGCGACCACAGAGGAAGUGAGCCCUGACUUCAGUCACACCCUUGAUGGAGGACAGAUGGACGGCCGGAUGGCCAAUCACCUCUCCUCUUAAACCUUUGGAGAGUUAUCCUUUAUCCCCUGCUGGACGUGUAUUAGGAAUCCUAACACACUCUCUGAAUUCACUUUCCAUAGAAACGUCAGGUUAGACUGCAGUGUGCAGCCAGCCUCAGCUGUCGCAUGGUCGCAGGUCUGCAGCCAUGAGUGCCGAGGGGUACCAGUACAGGGCGCUGUACGACUAUAAAAAGGAGCGGGAAGAAGACAUUGACUUGCACUUGGGGGACGUACUGACUGUGAAUAAAGGGUCCUUAGUAGCUCUUGGAUUCAGUGAUGGACAAGAAGCCAGGCCUGAAGAAAUCGGCUGGUUAAAUGGCUAUAACGAGACCACUGGGGAGAGGGGGGACUUUCCGGGAACUUACGUAGAAUACAUUGGAAGGAAAAAGAUCUCACCGCCCACACCAAAGCCCCGGCCACCUCGACCCCUUCCUGUUGCACCAGGUUCUUCAAAAACUGAAGCAGACAGUGAGCAGCAAGCUUCGACUCUUCCAGACCUUGCAGAGCAGUUCGCUCCUCCUGACGUUGCUCCACCGCUUCUUAUCAAGCUAGUGGAAGCCAUUGAAAAGAAAGGUCUGGAAUGUUCAACUCUAUACAGAACACAGAGCUCCAGCAACCCAGCAGAAUUACGACAGCUUCUUGAUUGUGAUGCUGCCUCCGUGGACUUGGAAAUGAUCGAUGUGCACGUUUUAGCAGACGCUUUCAAACGCUAUCUCCUGGACUUACCAAAUCCUGUCAUUCCAGUAGCCAUUUACAAUGAAAUGGUUUCUUUAGCCCCAGAAGUGCAAAGCUCUGAAGAAUACAUCCAGCUGUUGAAGAAGCUCAUUAGGUCGCCCAGCAUACCUCAUCAGUACUGGCUCACGCUGCAGUAUUUGCUAAAACAUUUCUUCAAGCUCUCUCAAACGUCCAGCAAAAAUCUUUUGAAUGCAAGACUACUCUCUGAACUCUUCAGCCCCCUGCUUUUCAGAUUCCCAGCAGCCAGUUCUGAGAAUACUGAACACCUCAUAAAAGUUACAGAAAUUUUAAUCUCCACCGAAUGGAAUGAACGCCAGCCUGCACCAGCACUGCCUCCUAAACCACCAAAACCCACUACUGUAGCGAACAACGGUAUGAAUAACAAUAUGUCCUUACAAGAUGCUGAAUGGUACUGGGGAGAUAUUUCGAGGGAAGAAGUGAAUGAAAAACUUCGAGAUACAGCUGAUGGGACCUUUUUGGUACGAGAUGCAUCUACUAAAAUGCAUGGUGAUUAUACUCUUACACUAAGGAAAGGAGGAAAUAACAAAUUAAUCAAAAUAUUUCACCGAGAUGGGAAAUAUGGCUUCUCUGACCCAUUAACCUUCAACUCUGUGGUUGAACUAAUAAACCACUACCGGAAUGAAUCGCUAGCUCAGUAUAAUCCCAAACUGGAUGUGAAAUUACUUUAUCCAGUAUCCAAAUACCAACAGGAUCAAGUUGUCAAAGAAGAUAAUAUUGAAGCUGUAGGGAAAAAAUUACAUGAAUAUAACACUCAAUUUCAAGAAAAAAGUCGGGAAUAUGAUAGAUUAUAUGAAGAUUAUACCCGUACUUCCCAGGAAAUCCAAAUGAAAAGAACAGCUAUUGAAGCAUUUAAUGAAACCAUAAAAAUAUUUGAAGAACAGUGCCAAACCCAGGAGCGGUACAGCAAAGAAUACAUAGAAAAGUUUAAACGCGAAGGCAAUGAGAAAGAAAUCCAAAGGAUUAUGCAUAACUAUGAAAAGUUAAAGUCUCGCAUCAGUGAAAUUGUCGACAGCAGAAGGAGAUUGGAGGAGGACUUGAAGAAGCAGGCUGCCGAGUAUCGUGAGAUUGACAAACGGAUGAACAGCAUUAAACCAGACCUCAUUCAACUGAGAAAGACAAGAGACCAAUACCUGAUGUGGUUGACUCAGAAAGGUGUUCGGCAGAAGAAGCUGAACGAGUGGCUGGGCAAUGAAAACACCGAAGACCAGUAUUCGCUGGUGGAAGAUGACGAGGAUUUGCCCCACCACGACGAGAAGACGUGGAAUGUUGGCAGCAGCAACCGAAACAAAGCUGAAAACCUGUUGCGAGGGAAACGAGAUGGCACUUUUCUUGUCCGGGAAAGCAGUAAACAGGGCUGCUACGCGUGCUCCGUAGUGGUGGACGGUGAGGUCAAGCACUGCGUCAUCAACAAGACGGCCACGGGCUACGGCUUCGCCGAGCCCUACAACCUGUACAGCUCCCUGAAGGAACUGGUGCUCCACUACCAACACACGUCCCUCGUGCAGCACAACGACUCCCUCAACGUCACGCUAGCCUACCCGGUGUACGCGCAGCAGCGGCGAUGAAGGGCCGCCCUCCUGCCUGCUUCUCACCUUCAGCUCCCCGAGGCCUCCAGCAAGCACAGGGCUCCCCUGCAGCCCGACCUGGGAACUGAGCUGCGGACACCCAGCCGCCUGUCUUCAGAUGUGACUCGAGCUUUCGAUCACACGGCAGUAGGGGAAGACACAUACACGGCAGGCUCGCACUGGGCGACGACCACCGUUCCUCGUCUGGAGUGCUUAAUUAGCCUUCCUUCCUUUCCUCUUCCUUUCUUUUUGGUUUUGUUUUUUGGAUUAAUUUAAAGUCACAACCACACACGACACCAAGAGAAGAAAUGCAAAAAUCUCUGCGUGCAGGGACAAAGAGGCCUUUAACCAUGGUGCUUGUUCGUGCUUUCAGAAGCUUUACCAGCUCAAGAGUUGGGACCUUGGAGACCGGAGCGGGGACGGGCUGACGAGCCCUGGCCUGGGGUCGCUCAGUCCAGCCUGGGUGUUGCCGUGCACGGUGGCCCCAGACACAUCGCACUGUGGAUUAUUUCAUUUUCUAACGAAAUGAACCGAUAUGUAGCAGAAAGGCACUUCCGCUCACAGGGGACACUUUGGGGAACGUCCGCUCACGUACGUUCAGAGGAAAUUCUGUUGUAGCAAAGUGCCAGAAAGUGUUUCAUUAGAACUCUACAAACCAAGAAAACCCACCAACAGAAAAAUGGAGCUUGGAAAAUAGGACUUCAAAAUGACACUUAGUAUAUAAAAUAUGUACAUAAUAUUGAAUGACUAACUAUCAAAUAGACGGAUUUGUAUCAAUACCAAAUAGCUUCUGUUUUGUUGUGCUGAAGGCUAAAUUCACAGUGCUAUGCAAUUCUUAAUUUUCAUCAUUGUUACCUGUUUUAAACGUACCUUCAGAAUAAGCUUCCCCUGCCCCAAUUUUUGUUGCUUGAAAACACUGUCCCUGAUUUUUUUUGUUAAUAUUCAUUUUGUUACUUGUUACCUUUUUUUUAAAAAAGAAGAAAUGUACAGGAUGCCAGUUUUAAAAAAAAAAAUGGCUUCAGAUUUAAAACUAUGAAAUAUUUUACAGUUUUUCUUGUACAGAGUACUUGGCUGUUAGCCCAAGGUUAAAAAGUUCAUAACAGAUUUUUUUGGACUAAAUGUUUUGUUGGGCAGUGCCUGAUAAGCUUCAAAGCUGCUUUAUUCAAUAAAAAAAGAGAAAGAUAUAUGAAUAUGACAAAGUAUGGCUGAGUUCAACAAUGUUGUUUCAAGACUUAAGAUACGGUACCUGGCAAUGUUUGUUUCGUAAAGAAUUGUGAACUUCUUGAAUCUAGGGAGGGGAAUGUAGCAAAGGGAUGUACAGGUGGGGGGGAGGGUGGCAGGAUGCCAUGCACUUUCUCUUUCUUGUGAUUACAGAGAAGUGGAUCACUGCAAAGUGAAGUCUUUUCCCACUUUGAUCUGCUACUUACUAUACCCUCAUGACAAAUACAAACCUAUGGGAAUGCUAGGUCUUAGGAAGGAAGGCAGGCAGGGUCCUGGAGCAGUGUUCACCCUUGUUGGAAACACUGAUUUUAAAGUAUCAUUGCUGCAUUUAGAAAACCUGUCUCUCUUUAACAUUAGACUACCCGUUAACAACCAGCCAACAUCCACUGUAGAAAAAGCAUGAUCUGAAAAGAUAUUUUUAUCUGGAUAUCUGCUAUUUUCCUAGCUUUCCACUCAACUUAGAUCAGAAAGCAAAUAGACAUGGUCAUAAUCGUUCCUGCCCCGAUUGUGGGGAGCUUGUUCAAGUCAUGGCCAUUGUAGGAAUCAUAGUAACAGUCCUCAUUCACCCAAAUAAUUGUAUGUGUUACACUUCACUGUGGGGAAAAGGAAGGACUUGUUAGAGUAUUCUUUCCAACUGAAGGCAACAGCAAGAGAUCUCUCUCCCCAAUUUACAUAUGCAAAAGCCUUUGGGUUCAGUGGGAACUGUACCUGUGUUGGGAGGAAUAAUGGGGAGAUGAAAAUGGAAUCUUAACUUCAGUUUUCCUUUCCUAUUUAGAGUCACCACAGCUUUAUUUCUCUUUCCUUCAACUACUGGGGGUAAGGGGGUUUUGUUUUGUUCUUUAAUGUUGUUCCUUUUAAAAUUCUUUCUUUUGAAAGAAUCAGUCUAGUGGCUGACUCAAUCAACUGUAGAAUGUAUUUUUUUUUCCUUUUUACAUGAAGCUACUCAUAUCGAUAGCAAUAGUCAGUCUUACAGCCAGACUGUCAGCCCUCAAACUUGACUGUACUGACCUGACCAUCUCCCUCGCAUCUCCAGACAAUUGACGAUUCCCCUGGUUUUAUUCUCUGAGUGUCUCCUUUACAACUAUCCUUCCAUGUCAUACAGAAGCCCAACCAUUAGUUAAUAGUAGCUUAUCAACUAGGUUUGGUGGUUUUUUUUUAGUAGCACAUCCGUGUAUGCUAUUAAGGAACUUUAAUUUCUAAAAUAUAAGAUCUGAGAUGGAAUAUUGCGUUAAAAAGCUACCAUUCUGUCCACGUUUUUGCUUCACCACUUCACAAGAUGGCAUGGUAUUUAGGCACUUGCCUUAUUUCUGCCUCUCACGAGCAGAAAUGCAAUAGGUUUUUCUUUGACCAGCAAAGGCAGGAUUCAUUGUUUCCUGUCACCGUGAGUCACAACUUACCUAUGACGCUACGCCUGUGCCCAGUACCCUUCUGGCAGCGUGUGGCAUGCCAUCACAUCUGUCCUUGUAGAUGUUUGACCAGCAGGGCUCUGAGUCCAAUCAUUCAUCUCCUAACCACACUGAGCGGCUUAUGAUUAGGGAUGGAGACAGCAGAGGCCCUCCUGAUACAUGCUUACAUCCACGCAUUGAUUUUCCCCACCCAGCGCAGCAUCCUGAAGAUACAAGCCAGAAGCUAAGCUGAAGAGAGGCUGUGAUGGGGCUUUAGAAUUGGGAGCAUUGGGAUCUGAUAUAAUACAUGAGGGAAAAAUCAUAACCAUGUUGAAAAGGCAAAAAGCCUGCGUCUGCAACACCGGACGACUUCACGGCCCUCGAUAUAUGUAUAUAUGUAUAUGUGCAUGGACUGUGUUUCCAGUACACCUUUCAGCCAAAACAGAUCCACAGUCGUUGAGUUCAAGUACAUAACAAGCCAAUGUCUAGUACAAUUCUUGUAUGUGUGUAUGGGGUUUUUUUUUUUCCUUUGAAGUUGCUUUGUUUUGUCUUAUAAAGGUGAAAAGUGUUUGCAAGUGAAGUGAGAAGAAGUUCAUAAUUCUUUGGCUUGUUUCUGUUGUUUAAAAGUUACUCCUCUUGGGUAGCUGGUCUACGUGACUCGCUGAACUCGGAAAUCCUCGUUUUCAGUGUGUCAAGUCAAAAUGUGUUUAUGUGAGCUGUCACUGUGGGGAACCAAUUGCUUUGUCAUAUAGCUGGUUAUGAGCUAGUAACGUGUUUGGGAAGUCCUACUGAUGUUCCUUUUUGGGAGAAAAAUUCUGCUGGUUCUAACAACUGUGCUUUUGCUAUGCAUGGUAUCCCAAGUCAGUUGGAGAGCAGACCCUGAAAUUGGAGUUCAGGGUCAUUUAAGAAAGGGGCAGUUUAUAGCAUAAUGCCUCACAUGGGACAAAGUUCUGAAAUGCCAAAUUCUUAUUUUUUAGAAAUCUAGUUAUAUAAGUUACUAGUAUAAAUUACUAGUAUUAUGAACAAAAUUGGGUUCAUUGGAAACACUAAACGACUUCACUUGGAACUUGUCACCGUGAGAUAGCAUUAGCUGCCCAGGAUGCUGCUAUUUAAAAACAGAAAAAAAAAAAAAAAAAAGGCGAAACAAACAAAAAAAUCUCAUUUAUAUGUGUGUAUUUUUUAAAGCUACGAUCUCUUCGAUGUUUUUACAAAUCUGUUUCUAUGACAUUGUUAAAAUAAAGUUGGUCUUUUGACGAGAGGGAGGAUGUCAUGGUCAGUUGUAAUUUUGCCUUUACAAGGCACCUGGGGCGGGGGGCGGGGGGACUGUGCCUCCUUGACAUUUGUUCAAGCUAUAGAUUCAAUGGAGCUGUGUCUUGUUGUUUUAAGUUGCUUUAAUGCAUUGUAUUAGGUCUUCAAACAGAAUAAAGUUUGUUUUGAAACUUA